CAUUCCCCUGACGGUUGGGCCAGCGCAGAAGGUUCUAGAAGGUCAGUGCUGCCCGCGAUGCUGCUGCUCUGCGCCCUGCUCCUGGCCGGGCUGCCGCUGGGGACGUGCAAGUUCACCUACAACCUGAAAUGCUACGACUGUUCGAUCAUCAACACCUUCCAGUGCCAGGCGAUUAAGACCUGCGAGUAUGAGAUCAGGCGCUGCAUGACCGUCUCCAUCCGCCUGAACGAACGGGAAAUGCUCGUGUACAAGAACUGCACCAACAACUGCACGUUCGUCUACCCGUCCCAGAUGCCGCCCCCGGCCCCCAAGGUCCUGAGGACCAACAGCUUCUACUGGGUGUACUGCUGCGGGAACAUGGUCUGCAACGUGGGGGGGCCCACCAACCUGGAGCGGGACAUCCUUCCCGACCAAACCAUCGAGGAGGAGCUCGAAGGGGCCGAGCGGCUGGGGGGCGGGGGGCUCUGGAGGGCCCUCCUGAGCUUCGCCUCCAUCCUGGUCAGCGGCGCCCUGACCUGAGGAGUCCUUGCCUCGGCGACGGGGUCCCGCCUCCCCUUCCCCCCUUUCCUCCGAGCAAGUCCACUCCCCUUUGCUGUCUUGUGAGCCAGAGACCCUGCCCCUCAGCCCCGCUGGCCACUUACCCAUUCACGUGGGACACA
Messenger RNA from Eptesicus fuscus (big brown bat), 659 nucleotides. RefSeq names its product glycosylphosphatidylinositol anchored molecule like (gene GML). Bases 58 to 519 code for a protein of 153 amino acids. Lineage: Eukaryota; Metazoa; Chordata; Mammalia; Chiroptera; Vespertilionidae. The record is from RefSeq and is a predicted model, not a curated record. The transcript has 4 exons.